This is a messenger RNA of Mesocricetus auratus (golden hamster), 762 nucleotides long. RefSeq names its product 2'-deoxynucleoside 5'-phosphate N-hydrolase 1 (gene Dnph1). The coding region runs from base 45 to 536 and encodes 163 amino acids. Gene Ontology annotation, cellular component: nucleus. The transcript is spliced from 5 exons. Gene Ontology annotation, biological process: deoxyribonucleoside monophosphate catabolic process. The record is from RefSeq and is a predicted model, not a curated record. Gene Ontology annotation, molecular function: 5-hydroxymethyl-dUMP N-hydrolase activity. Lineage: Eukaryota; Metazoa; Chordata; Mammalia; Rodentia; Cricetidae.
GUCGCGACUGCGCCCCCUGGCGGCGGCGAACACCGCGCGCAGCGAUGGCGGCGGCAGCUGAGCAGGGUGGCUGCUCCGUGUAUUUUUGCGGGAGCAUCCGAGGCGGGCGCGAGGACCAGGCACUGUAUGCGCGGAUCGUGUCGCGGCUGCGACGCUAUGGGAAGGUGCUCACCGAGCACGUGGCAGCUGCAGAGCUGGACCCGCGCGGAGAAGAGGCUGCUGGGGGUGACGGGCUCAUCCAUGAGCGAGACCUGGCCUGGCUGCGGGAGGCUGAUGUGGUCGUGGCUGAGGUGACACAGCCAUCCCUGGGUGUUGGCUAUGAACUGGGCUGGGCAGUAGCUCUUGGUAAACAAAUUCUAUGCCUGUUCCGACCACAGUCUGGCCGAGUGCUUUCCGCCAUGAUCCGGGGAGCAGCAGACGGCUCGAGGAUCCAGGUGUGGGACUACACAGAAGGAGAGGUGGACGCCAUGCUUGAUCAAUACUUUGCGACUUACCCUCCUGAGAGGAGCGCUACCUCCAGUAACCCAAGUACCUGACCUAUCCCUACUUUAUUAAAAAGGUCAAACGAGUCUGCUUGGGUCUUUUUCUGAGGAUAGAAAGGUCUGGAAGUCUGAAGAUGUGGAGGGCUGGUGAGAUGUCAGCUGCUAACCCUGAAGACCUGGGUUCUGGCCCAAGCUCCUACAUGGGAAAGAAAAGUGACUCCCUGAAGGUACUCUCUGUCCUAGCACCACAGCAUGCACACACCCACACAGUAUUAAAAAG